This is a messenger RNA of Prunus armeniaca (apricot), 195 nucleotides long. The record is from the annotation of a GenBank genome assembly. NCBI's taxonomy places the organism in Eukaryota, Viridiplantae, Streptophyta, Magnoliopsida, Rosales, Rosaceae.
AUGGGCCAACCCCACCUCUGCCAAUUUCCAAGGUUUCAGGCGUGGCACGUUUCCGUGAACCUGGAGAUGCUACUAAGAUUGAAUCCCAUACUCAAACUCAUACAGAUCCGACUAUGGAGAUCUAAACGGGAGUCGCUAAAACUCCAGCUUGAUGUAUUUGCAGAGAUGCCAGACCAGCCAGGAAAAAUGAAAUAG